UUUAAUGACAACCGCCAUCUCACUUAGCAGCAGUUCACUUCCCACGAUACACCACUAAGAUGCGUACCACUUUAUUCCUCGCUCUCCUUGUCUGCUUUGCUGCCGUGUUAGGCCAGAGGGACAGGAUAGUGACCAAGUCCCUAGUCCUGGACAACGGCAUGGACUGGGGUAAAUGGGGCGAGGCUGAUUACUGUGACGAUGGCAGUUUUGCUUCCUUUAUGGAGGUUAAGUUCGAGCAUUACCAGCUGACGGAUACGGAUGAGACAGCCGUUAACGCCGUCAAGCUGUACUGCGUCAAGCCCGACCUUCAUCCAACUAAUUACAUCAUCUCUACGGAAGGGCGUAAUGGAGAGUGGAUGGGUGAGUUGAAGUGGUGAAGUGGUGGUGGUGAUGGUAGUGAGGGUAAUG
Molecule: messenger RNA, 408 nt
Organism: Homarus americanus (American lobster)
Lineage: Eukaryota; Metazoa; Arthropoda; Malacostraca; Decapoda; Nephropidae
Product: vitelline membrane outer layer protein 1 homolog
Exons: 3
Coding region: 60-377 (105 amino acids)
Source: RefSeq, a predicted model, not a curated record